CGUCAUUUGCUUCAGCAUUCACGCGACCCUCGUGAGGUUUAGCGGCUCAGAAAAUGGAUGAAUGGUUAUCAAGAAAAUGGUACAUGGGAGGGUGAAUGGAUAAAUGGCAUCUCUUCUAUUGACAUUUUAUUUUGAAACUCGCUACAAUAGGUUUGCUUUUGAAAUUGAGGAGCUUCCUCGUCCCGGAAGUAUAUCCCAUCACUGGGCGGUAUUUUGUGGGCGGAUUGUGAUUUGGGGCGGAUAUUUUUGGGAUAUUUCGUCUUGCCAUUGCGGGACCUAGAUAACAGAGAAAACACAGUCGCAAUGCAGAUCCUCACGCCUCACGUUUACUGGGCACAGCGGCACGGAGAGAUUUAUCUCCGAGUGGAGCUGAGCGAUACCAAGAAUCUUGAAAUCAACCUACAAGAUAACACAAUUCAGUUCAAAGCACAAGGACAUGGAGCUAAAGGAGAUAAUGAAUACAAGUUUAGUUUGGAAUUUUUUGAAACCAUCAGACCUGAGAUUGAACACAAAUCAACACACCAUCAGGUAGACAUCAAAAUUAAGAAGCAGGAAGAGCGCUGGUGGGACCGUUUGACGCUACAGGAGAAAAAGCCUCUAUUUCUAGCUCCUGACUUCAACCGCUGGCUGGAUGAGUCUGAUGCUGAGAUGGAGCUUCAGGCUAAGGAGGAAGAACAAAUUAAAAAGAUAAAUGUGGAGUCAAGAAUUCAGAAAGACCCCCAUCUCAGUCUGAAGAAAGGCUACUUAUUUAUGUACAAUUUGGUGCAGUUCCUUGGAUUCUCCUGGAUAUUUGUCCUCAUGACCGUUCGACUCUUCAUUCUUGGUCAAGAUUCAUUUUAUGAUACCUUUCACAUCGCAGCUGAUGUGAUGUACUUCUGUCAGAUGAUGGCUGUUCUCGAGGUGAUUAACCCCUUGUUAGGCUUGGUCAAAACUGGCUUUUUUCCUGCCAUGAUACAGGUAGCAGGGAGGAACGUCAUUUUAUUUGUCGUCUUUGGCUGCUUGGAUGAGAUGCAGACAAAAUCAGUUGUCUUCUUUGUGUUCUACCUGUGGAGCACCAUUGAAGUCUUCAGAUACCCUUUCUACAUGCUGGCCUGCAUUGGCAUGGAAUGGAAGCUGUUGACAUGGCUCAGAUACAGCCUUUGGAUCCUGCUGUACCCGCUUGGGGUUGUUGCUGAAGCAGUUGCUGUGAUCCAGUCCCUCUCCAUCUUUGAUGCGACACAGCUGUUUAGCCUCCCCCUGCCCGCGUUGCUGGGACACUACUUAAGCUUCUCAUAUACUCUGCAACUCUACCUAAUUCUCCUGUUCUUGGGUCUCUUCAUCAAUUUCCAAUACCUGUACAAGCAGAGGAGGAGACAUUACCAAUUUAGGAAAGGGAAAGUUCACUAAUGGAGCAAGAUGUAACUCAUACUCUGAACUGCAAUGUUUAUUUUUUUGGGGUCAUUAAUACAUACUGCUUUACUUAUUCCUCCAUUGCCUGGAGGCUUUAUUUUAUUUAUUUAUUUUUCAUAUUUUUAUUUAUUUUUUUGUUUCCUAUAUGUCUCUAGUAGGAUUUUCACUCUGUUGGUCAUAGUUUGACUGACACAAUUUGUUGAUUGUUCUCUUUGAGAGAGGUAAAUGUAAUUAAAGCCAGGAAUGGACAUAAUUUUUAUCUCCUCAAAUAGAUAUCAAUCAUCAUUGGUGCAUUGUUUUUCCUUACCAACCAAUAUUACUGUAUAAACAUAAAGUAGGAAUGUGUGAAAUUUAAAAAGCUGAAUUUGUUUACAUGAGACCAAUAUAAUGACAGGUCUUUUAAAGAGGAAUGGCGAUAGAUGUGUGAUUUUCUUGUGGUGGAUAACAUUCUAUUUGUAUUUAUUUUUUAUUAUAUUAGAGUACCUGACUGUGCGAUCACUGAUCUGGCUCAGUUCUCUUGGGCCCCCAGUAUUUUAUGCUCCACCGACCAGUUUCCGUGAAAGAUGUCAUCGUAGUCCCUCCUCAGUCAUGAGCCACCGUCAAAACCCCAUAAGUGGUGCCAUUUGCGUCAACAGUUUCUUGUGUGGCUCACACAGCUGAGCCCAACUGAACUGAGAAAGGAACAAAUCUGUUCGUGAAGUUAUUCCAAUCAGCACGUUUACUCAAAAGAUUUAAUCUUUUGAACAAGUGGUUUGGAGUACUGGAGCCCCUGCCCCACCGCCACUAAACAACAUGUCACCUUCUUGGUACGCUUAUACACUUAGAUCUGGUCCGCUUUUAAUAUUUUCAAUGUGCAUACACACCUGUGCACCUUUAUGACACUAUUAUUUACAUUCCACAAAGUAUCCAUUAUUUUCAUUUAUUUACAGUGAAGAUAAGUAUUUGAACACCUUGCUAUAUUGCAAGUUCUUCCACAUAGAAAUCAUGGAAGGGUCUGAAACUUUUAUCGUAGGUGCAUGUCCAAUGUGAGAGAGAUUAUCUGAAAAGAAAAAUCCAGAAAUCACAAUGUAUGAUUUUUUUUUAACGAUUUAUUUGUGUGAUACAGCUGCAAAUGAGCAUUUGAACACCUGUCUAUCAGCUACAAUUCUGACCCUCAAAGACCCGUUAGUCCGCCUUUGAAAGUCCACCUCCACUCCAUGUAUUAUCCUUAAUCAGUUGCACCUGUGUGAGGUCGUUAGCUGCAUAAAGACACCUGUCCACCCCAUACAAUCAGUAAGACUCACACUUGUAACACGGCUGGAAAGGGCUAUGGAGAAAUUAGCAAGCAGCUUGGUGAAAAAAGGUCCAGUGUUGGAGCAAUCAUAAGAAAAUGGAAGAAGCUAAAUAUAACGGUCUGUCUCAAUCAGAGUGGAGCCCCAUGCAAGAUAUCACCUCGUGGGGUCUCAAGGAUCCUUAGAAAGGUGAGGAAUCAGCCCAGGACUUCACGACAGGACUUCGUCAAUGACCUGAAAAGAGCUGGGACCACUGUUUCCAGGUGAUUGUUGGUAAUACACUAAAACGUCAUGGUUUGAAAUCAUGCAAGGCACGGAAGUUUCCCCUACGUAAACCAGCACAUGUCAACGCCCGUCUUAAAUUUGCCAAUGACCAUUUUGAUGAUAAAGAAGAGUCAUGGGAGAAAGUUUUGUGGUCAGAUGAGACCAAAAUGGACCUUUUUCGUCAUAAUUCCACUAACCGUGUUUGGAGGAAGACGAAUUAUGAGUUCUUUCCCAAGAACACCAUCCCUAUUAUGACACAUGGGGUGGUAGCAUCAUGCUUUGGGAUUGUUUUUCUGCACAUGGGUGUCAUGCUAUCAGACAUAUUUUCAUUUCAUCUCAACGGAAUUAACUUUACACAAUGCUUUGUUUGACGGGCAACAUGGCGGGGUAAAUAAAAAAUCACGUGAUUUUAUGACGUAGGCGCAUGAUCUCUAUAAUCUAUUAGCAGCAUAGUAGCCUAAAUAACUUCCUAGCACUAGCUGACAUAACAUGUUUAAACAAGUGCUCUCGUCAGUCACAAAAGUCAAAGGAAUACGGAAAACAGAGGUAAUCUCCAGGUGCAGACUGAAAUAAGUUCUCCCAAGAAGCAAUGAUGGGUCACGUGAACUGCUGACCCACCAUUAUAACAGUUUAGUGUCCCAAAAAUAAUUGGUGGCGGUGAAUGGGAUCUUGUGGGGUUGCCAUUCUCCUUGAAACCAGUCCUCACUUAUCCUCAAAGCCCAACCUAUACAGUUUCUAAAUAUCACUAUUACUAUAAAAAUGCAUUGUUGAAGUCUCUGCAGUAUGAUGUUUGGGGAAAGAAAAUUACGCUUUUGUUUGCACCUAGACCUGGAAUGGGAAUCUCACAUAUGCUCCACAAACUUUUUUUUUUUUUUUUGUAAACACAAUUACCAGAAAUUUUUGUUUUUGUUUUGCAGGAGUAAAAAAAAAAAAAAUUCAAAUCAGUACGGCCAACAAACUGAAUUGUGUUUAUGUAA
Messenger RNA from Syngnathoides biaculeatus (alligator pipefish), 3901 nucleotides. RefSeq names its product very-long-chain (3R)-3-hydroxyacyl-CoA dehydratase-like. Gene Ontology annotation, biological process: fatty acid elongation; very long-chain fatty acid biosynthetic process; sphingolipid biosynthetic process. Gene Ontology annotation, cellular component: endoplasmic reticulum membrane. The transcript has 11 exons. The coding region runs from base 304 to 1386 and encodes 360 amino acids. Lineage: Eukaryota; Metazoa; Chordata; Actinopteri; Syngnathiformes; Syngnathidae. Gene Ontology annotation, molecular function: 3-hydroxyacyl-CoA dehydratase activity. The record is from RefSeq and is a predicted model, not a curated record.